CCUCGCGGGGAGCCGGGGCCCGACCGCCGGGCGGAGGCGGGGAGUAGCUGCUUUAGAGGCGGAGGCUCGUGUGGAGGCGUCUCGGUGCUGUGAGAGGAGGCGAAAAGCUGCAGUGAAGGAGAGACCAGUUUCACCGUCACCGGGAAGAGCGCUCGGACGGGAUCGCAGAGUGGGCUGAGAUAGUGAAUUCCUAAGAAGAAAAUAAUGGAUUGCAUAUUAGUUGUUCUGUAAGUAUUUGGACUCAACCGUGUUUAGGUUUGUUGCAAAGACCAGAAGAAGAUGGCAACUCCUUAUGUCCCAGUUCCUAUGCCCAUAGGAAACUCUGCUUCCAGUUUUACAACCAACAGAAAUCAAAGAAGUUCUUCUUUUGGCAGUAUCUCAACAAGCUCAAACUCUUCCAAAGGCCAGUUAGAAGACUCAAAUAUGGGUAAUUGUAAACAGACAAGUGUUCCUGAUCAAAUGGAUAGUACUUCAUCUGUCUGUAGCAGCCCCCUCAUUAGGACUAAAUUUACAGGUGCAGAUUCUUCCAUUGAGUAUUCUGCUAGACCAAGAGAAACUGAGGAACAAAAUCCUGAAAUGGUGAAUUGGGAAGAUAGACCAUCUACACCUACUAUACUGGGUUAUGAGGUGAUGGAAGAAAGAGCUAAAUUUACUGUAUAUAAAAUACUAGUAAAGAAAACCCCAGAAGAAAGCUGGGUAGUUUUCAGAAGAUACACUGACUUCUCUAGGCUUAAUGACAAAUUAAAAGAGAUGUUUCCAGGCUUUCGAUUAGCACUUCCACCAAAACGCUGGUUUAAAGACAAUUACAAUGCCGACUUUUUAGAAGAUAGACAAUUAGGAUUACAAGCAUUUCUUCAAAAUUUAAUAGCUCACAAGGACAUUGCUAACUGCCUUGCAGUGAGAGAAUUUCUUUGUCUGGAUGAUCCACCAGGUCCAUUUGAUAGUCUAGAAGAAAGCAGGGCUUUCUGUGAAACUUUAGAAGAGACUAACUACCAUUUACAAAAAGAACUACUUGAAAAACAAAAAGAGGUAGAAUCACUGAAGAAACAGCUCAAUGAGAAGCAACUUCAUAUAGACACUUUAGAGAACAGAAUCAGAACACUGUCUUUAGAACCUGAAGGAUCACCAUGUAUGUCAGGAACAGAAGAAGGUGGACAGAUCCUAAAGGUGGAGUCCUCUGCACUUGAGGUUGAUCAGGAUGUCUUGGAUGAAGAAUCCAGAGCUGAUAAUAAACCAUGCUUAAGCUUUAGCGAAUCUGAAAAUACUAUAUCAGAGAUAGAAGUAGCAGAAGUGGCAUAUGAUGCUGAAGAAGACUAAUAAAUAUAUCAUAAGCAGUUCCCUCCAUUUUUAUGUUUCAGCAAAUUUACAAUAGAGUGGCAAAUACUGUUUAAAAAGAAAAAAAAGAACUGUAAAACAUUUACAGAAGAGAGCAAGAAUGCACAUGUAUAAAGUUUAUAUAAAGUUUUUUUAAGUUAUUGGGAUGAGAAAUAUAUUCACUGCUGCUUUUAAUUGUAUUUUUCCAACCUUGUAUUUAAUACUCUAAAAAAGAAUCUCAUUAGAAUUUUGUUAUCAAAGUCCAUGUUUAAAUACUGUGCAUAAAUUAUUAUGAUGUUUCGCCUGUAUAUUACUCAAAACUAAUGUGUGUAUGUUUUAAAUCACCAGUUAUAUUAAUGAAAUGGAAAUUAAUUGCAUGUUACUACGUUGGUGAUAUGUAUUUCUUUGUAUCUCUGACAUGUUACAUUUUCAUUAAUGGUUUAAAUCAGUGAAUAUCGUAGUAAAGAUAAAAAUGAGUUGAGUUUUAAAUGUUGGUAUGUUUACUGUCUUUAAAUAAAAAUUGCUUAUUUGAAAUGUUAAUGCUAUUUUAAAAAGAAGAUGACUUUCUAAUACCAAAGGAAAAGUAUUUAAAAGAGCUGUAAUCCUAUAGCUAAAGAGAUAAAAUAGCCUUGAUUUUAUACUAUAAGUGUCUCAGAUUAUUAGCAUGUUGUACGUGUUUAUUUUCCACAUAAUCUUUAUCUUAAAUCUAUACUGUAAAUUCAGUGAGUUUGCCGCUUUCAGAACACUACCUCUUGUUGCUAAUCAAGGCAAAUUCUUCUGAAAAUAUAGAUUCUAAUCAGAUAGGAAGAUAUAUAAAAAAGAAAACAAAAUAAAAAGCCAUAUAUACUGCAAAGUUUCUAACUAGCUUGACUCCUGGCAUUGCAUUUUUAUUUCUAUGUAUGUGAAGAUGUUGUUAUACUGUACUACGGCUGAUUUUCUUUUUAAUGUGUUUAGCCAAGUGAUGCACUUUAUGAUAAUUAAACUCUUUUGUGCCAAGUUUAAUUGGUGAAUUUCUUUAGUAAGUAGAGUUAGGAGAAAGAAUUAUGUAGUGCCUUUACUAUUUCACUUUUUACAAAAGUCUCCUAGGGUCUAGGAGAUAAAAAAAUGUUUAUGUUUAUUUCAGCUUUGUGUACAAUUAUUGGAAGUGCCUUGUUUCAUUUUUAUAGCGUGAAGUUACUCAUUUAUUUUUUAUUUCUACUGUUUUGCAUACUGCUGUUAAUAUGCAUUGUAAUCGUGCCAUCAGUUUGAAAUCCUAGUUGGUAUAUUGAACUGUAUAUGCUUUCUAAAAACUGAGGGAAAUUUUGGGGGGAAAUAGAAUAACAAUCUCCAUUUUUUUCUCUACUAUUAAUGUUUAGAAGUUUGUCAGUAUCUUGAUGUACAUAUUAAGAUGUGUCUGUUUGAAAUCCUACUGACACAGAUAAACACAUCUAAUGGCUAUUACCCUUUGAUCUAAAAAGGAAACUACUUUUUACCAAAGUGUGAAAAAUUUUAAAAGUCUUUGUCAAAAUGCACAAGUAUUCUGUGACUCGGAACAUUUUUCCACAGUGUGUUAGAAAUGUGUUUACUAUCGUUAGAGACAGAAAUAAAUAUAAUUAGUCUGCUUAUUCAUUUUAAAAUUAUCAUUCUAGACUUUUUAAAAGGCUUAAACAGAACAAUCAUUUAAUCAAUACCAUUUUGAGUCUAAUAAAACAAGAUGAUCUUUGCCAAAUUCUAGAUAUUAUAGUGCUGCCUGACUUUAAAGUGAACCAUACACUUUUAUAAUUUGGCUUUUCAGAAGAUUAUAUUUAAAAUUCUGAAUGGGUAAAGAAAAAAUUCUGUUAAUUAGGUAAAUCACUAUUUAUAUUUAGAAUUUACUUUUUUUUUACUUUUUUAAUGCAUUUUACUCCCAGUAUUAUAUUCAUUUAAUAAAUUAUUUUUUCAGUACAA
Lemur catta (Ring-tailed lemur) is the source of this 3240-nucleotide messenger RNA. It is a transcript of the gene SNX16, whose product is annotated as sorting nexin 16. Gene Ontology annotation, cellular component: late endosome; early endosome; extrinsic component of endosome membrane. Gene Ontology annotation, molecular function: phosphatidylinositol binding. Gene Ontology annotation, biological process: early endosome to late endosome transport; protein targeting to lysosome; endosome to lysosome transport. The transcript is spliced from 8 exons. The record is from RefSeq and is a predicted model, not a curated record. NCBI's taxonomy places the organism in Eukaryota, Metazoa, Chordata, Mammalia, Primates, Lemuridae. Bases 280 to 1317 code for a protein of 345 amino acids.